Protopterus annectens (West African lungfish) is the source of this 771-nucleotide messenger RNA. RefSeq names its product zinc finger protein 300-like. The transcript has a single exon. Lineage: Eukaryota; Metazoa; Chordata; Ceratodontiformes; Protopteridae. Bases 1 to 771 code for a protein of 256 amino acids. The record is from RefSeq and is a predicted model, not a curated record.
AUGCCAUAUAAAUGUACUGAAUGCAGUAAGAGUUUUAAGUAUAAGCAUAGUCUUGAAUCACAUCAGUGGGUUCACAAAGAGCAAAAACCUUAUAAGUGUUCUGAAUGCAGCAAAACCUUUAGUUAUAAGAAAACUCUUGUAGCCCAUCAGUGGGUUCACACUGGGCAAAAACCAUAUAAAUGCACUGAAUGUAGCAAGACAUUUAGUUAUAAGAAGACUCUUGUAACUCAUCAGUUGUCUCAUACUGGACAAAAGCUGUAUCAGUGCACUGAAUGUGAGAAGAGUUUUAGCAGUAAGUGGAAUCUUGUAUCUCACAAGUUGAUUCACACAGGACAAAUGCCAUAUAAAUGCACUGAAUGUAAUAAGACUUUCAGACGUAAGCAGAGUCUAGAAUUACAUCAAGGGAUUCACAAUGAGCAAAAGGCAUUUAAAUGUACUGAAUGUAAUAAAAGUUUUAUAAGUAAAGGGAACCUUGCCUAUCAUCAGUUGGUUCACACGGGGCAAAAACCUUAUAAAUGUACUGAAUGCAGCAAGUGUUUCAGAAGUAAGGGAACUCUUGUAUCUCAUCAGAAAGUUCAUACAGGGCAUAAACCAUAUAAAUGUACUGAAUGUGACAAGAGUUUUAGUUGUAAAAAGUCUGUUGUAGCGCAUCAAUGGAUUCACACAGGGCAGAAAGCUUAUGCCUGUACAAAAUGUAACAAGAGUUUCUGUUAUAAGAGGAAUCUUGUAUCUCAUCAGCUGGUUCAUAAAGACAAAAAAGCAUGUUUAUGA